Syngnathoides biaculeatus (alligator pipefish) is the source of this 5163-nucleotide messenger RNA. RefSeq names its product histone deacetylase 7a (gene hdac7a). Gene Ontology annotation, cellular component: histone deacetylase complex. Bases 323 to 3262 code for a protein of 979 amino acids. Lineage: Eukaryota; Metazoa; Chordata; Actinopteri; Syngnathiformes; Syngnathidae. Gene Ontology annotation, biological process: chromatin organization; negative regulation of transcription by RNA polymerase II. The transcript has 27 exons. The record is from RefSeq and is a predicted model, not a curated record. Gene Ontology annotation, molecular function: histone deacetylase activity.
CUCGCUCUACCUCAAUUUCUCCCUCCCUCUAUUUGGCUUUUGUUGCAGCCCCUCACUUUCUCAACAUUUGGACAGGGAGAACUGAUGCUGUGCAUGUGUGUGCAUAAAUUGGGUUUGGGUGUCCCUUCCCACCACUGUGGAGCUGCCUGGACCAAACUGUACCAGAAUAUGAACAGAUGGGACCAUCAUGUUGAAUGACUGCACCGCACACUGAUGGAAUCAGUGCCAUUAAGGAGACCAUAAAGAAAUAAAAGGGGUCGGCCCAGCAUUUUUUGUCCGGCGACAGCAGGUCAUGCGGUAAUUGGUGUCUGACCAUUUAUGUAUGAGAGAUUCCUGUGUGUUGUGCGUCACCUCGUUUCUCAUGGACCUCAGGGUGGGAGAGCGGGGGAUGCGCCCUGGCUCCGACACGGCUCUUCUCACACCCCUGCACCCGCCAUUGCUUCUCAGCCCAUUCUCCUCGCAGACCCGCACCUCCUUCUCUCAACAGCAGCUUCAACAGCACAUACGGUUUAAUAUGGAGCAGCGGCGACGUGAGCAGGAGCACAAUGAGAAACAACAAGAAUUGCAGCAGCUCAAAAACAAGGACAAGAGUCAACAAAGUGCGGUGGCCAGUUCGCUAGUUAAACAGAAACUCCAGGAAGUCAUCUUGAAGAAGCAGAAGCAGGCGGCACUGGAAAGAACAAGCGCCAACACUUUGACUCCUACGCCAGGGACAUACAGAAAACUGGGCCCGGACCAGAGUAUUUCCUCCCAACCUCUGGUCUCAUCUGCCUCGCUGCCAUCUUCUGAGGGUUCAGAAGGGACGCGUCUUCGUAGAGCAGCGUCUGAGCCCAAUCUAAAAGUGAAGCACAAGCUGAAGAAACAUCUCAACACCCGCCAGAGCCCGCUCACCCGCAAAGAGAGCGCCCCACCCACCAUUAGACACAGAGUAUCUGAUGCACUGGCAGACUCGUCACCCAGUAGUAGCAGCACUCCAGUCUCGGGCUGUAGUUCCCCCAAUGACAGUCUUCCCAGUGAAAAUGGGCUAAUGCCAUCUGCUGGCGGCCUCUCACAUGAGGCACAAAAGCUGCUGCUCAGAGAUGGCACUCUGGCAAACUUCACCAUCCAGAGUCCUUCCACUCUGCCUACCAUCACACUGGGUCUACCGGCCAAUGCCAGGGUUGAAGGGGAGCUGUCCCCUCUGAAGCUUGGUCAAGGGGCCCUGGUCUCACCUGGAGGCCCACAGGUCUUGUUGCCCCUGAGCAGAGAGGAUCAAGCAGGUCAUCUCAGCUCACGCCUUCCUGUUAUCAUCCUGGAGCCAUCAGGACUGGUACACGCUCCGCUACUCACUGUUCCUAGACUCGACUCGGUCCCACUACAGUUUUCCCCUCAUCUGGACCAACUGUCUCCAGGGGGCGCUCAAGCCCACAAGCCCCUUAGCAGAACCCGUUCAGAGCCCCUCCCGCAAAAUCCGAGGACCCUUCACUCACACCUCCUCCAACAGCAGCACAACACGCAACUCCUGGAGCAGUUAAAACAGCAGACUCACCUUGGCAAGUUUAUGUCCAAAUCCAGUGAAAAGCCCAGAUUGCUUCAGAUCCCUUCCGAGGACAUGGACUCUGAGGACGGGGGGGUGACGUCGCCCUCAGAGAAGACUUUUCAGAGUAGAGUGAGGGGGGAUUCUCUGAGGGAGGUGGAUCCAAAUACAUCCAGUAGUCAAGAGCAAAUCAACCUACAGCAUGCACUCAUACUCAACCAGUCCUUACUGUGGGAGCAGCAGAAGCAGCUGCAGCAGUUGCAUCGACAGAUGGAGACGCUGGCGGUACCGAUGCUACGUACUGGUGGAGGCGGUGUAGUCUGUGGCGCGUUGGCUGUGCAUCGGCCCUUGUCACGUACACAGUCCUCCCCGGCCUCCACAUCUCUCACGCCACCUGAAAAACCUUUGAGCCUGACCGGGCAGGAGGCCAGCAUCAAAUCACGCUUCACAACUGGACUGGUGUAUGAUUCACAGAUGCUGAAGCACCAGUGUACCUGUGGAGACAACAGCAGUCACCCAGAGCAUGCUGGGAGGAUACAAAGCAUCUGGUCCCGACUACAGGAGAGAGGCCUAAGGGGGCAGUGUGAGAGCAUUCGUGGUCGUAAGGCAACUUUGGAAGAGUUGCAGUCCGUCCAUACUGAGCGCCAUGUUUUGCUCUAUGGCACCAACCCGCUCAACAGGCUCAAACUGGACAACCGCAAAUUGGCAGGUAUCCUCUCUCAAAGGAUGUUUGUCAUGUUACCGUGCGGAGGUGUUGGGGUUGACAACGACACCAUCUGGAACGAGUCGCACACGUCCACAGCAUCACGCAUGGCCGCUGGCAGUGUUGUCGAGUUGGCUGUCAGAGUGGCCAAGGGUGAACUGAAGAAUGGCUUUGCUGUGGUCAGACCACCAGGGCACCACGCAGACCCGUCCAACCCAAUGGGUUUCUGCUAUUUUAAUUCAGUGGCAAUCGCAGCCAAACAGCUCCAACAGAAGCUCAGUGUCAGCAAAAUUCUCAUUGUUGAUUGGGACGUGCACCAUGGUAACGGGACCCAGGAAAUCUUUUACAGUGACCCAAGCGUCCUCUAUAUGUCGGUUCAUCGCUAUGAUCAUGGCAACUUCUUUCCUGGCAGCGGCUCACCUGCCGAGGUCGGCUCUGGCGCUGGUGAGGGCUUCAACGUGAAUGUGGCGUGGACAGGUGGACUGGACCCUCCCAUGGGGGAUCCAGAGUACCUUUCCGCAUUCAGGACUGUGAUGAUGCCCAUUGCCCAGGAGUUUUCCCCGGACGUCGUCCUGGUCUCUGCCGGGUUUGACGCUGCGGAGGGCAACCCCGCACCUCUUGGAGGGUACAAGGUCUCUGCCAAAUGUUUCAGCUUUCUGACUCGCCAGCUGAUGUCUCUAGCAGGGGGCCGUCUGGUUUUGUCCCUGGAGGGAGGUCACGACCUCACAGCCAUUUGCGACGCAUCUGAGGCCUGCGUCAGUGCGCUUCUUGGUGCACAGGACCCACUGUCUGAAGAAGUCUUGCUUCAGGAACCAAAUGCUAAUGCUAUCCGCUCCCUGCAGACGGUCAUACAAAUUCAAAGUCAGUACUGGCAGAGCGUGAAGGCUUACAGUGGCUCCGUGGGUUUGUCCUACCUGGCUGCUCAGAGACGAGAUUGUGAGGAAACAGAUGCAGUCAAUGCUUUGGCCUCACUCUCUGUGGGAGUUCUUUCCAGCAAAAGCGUUCCUGAUGAGCCAAUGGAACAUGACACUGACUCCAUAUGACCAAAUGCUGGAAUCAACUCCCAUUCAGGAACUUGGCUGGCCCCACUUGUAGCACUGCCAGCACUGCUCACGAGCACGACAGUUUGGGGGGUUAGGGGUGGGGGCAACCUUCAAUCCAUCUGCCUUAUCACCACACAGACAUCUAAACGUAGUCGAAGCACCUCAACGCCGAGAACCACUCGGCGGUAAACCUUGUGAAACCUCACCAAAGAGCAAUACAAGAUGUUUUAUGAACUUGACUGACAAUGAAUUGUGCCUUUUGUACAGUACAACAGCUCUGUGAAACACACACCCACACACACCAUUCAAAUGUUUCUCCGUCAAGCAUUGUGUUGCAGAUGGUGUCUUUCCUGCCUGAAUAUUUGGACCAAGAGCUGCAUUCUGCCCCUAAAUACCUUGUUGAAGCACAUGGGAACCAAAUUGCAUCACUGACAUCAGGUCAACACACGUGAACACACACAUACACAAAUGACAAAAAGAGCGACAGUGGGAAAAAUGCAGAACAUUUUGUGUUUUAAUAAUGUCUUGAAUGCAAUUUGACCACUAUGAGAGAAUGAAGAGACAGUAAAAAAAAGGGCAAAAAGUCCUUGAUUGAUUUGAUUGAUUGCACUGUUCAUUCCUUAAUGUGAAGUUUUUAGAAAAUUCCAAAGCCUGGGGGCGCAAAAAUUAUUAAAAGAUGUUUUUAACUGUCUUUAACGUGUAACUGAAUGAAUGGUUUUGCAUUUAGCCCUAACUCGUUUAGGAUCUCCUAACUGCGCCCGAAGACCGAAAUACUGUACAACUUGACAUUGCAUAAAGUAAAGGAGAAUUUGCUUUCACUGACGUAGCGCUUGUAUUAAAUCGUCUUUUUCAUUCCCCACCCAAGCGGACCAUUCAAAUAAGUAAUGGCAAUUUUGAUUCUCUUGAAUACAUCACCCAAGUACAACUGCCUGAAAAUACCCUGGUUUUGGAAAGAAGGGCUUCCAUAGGAACCGUAAUAUACACGAGAGACGGGCUUUUUUUUUUUUUACUUUUUUUUUUCCGACAAUUCCCACAUUGGUGAGAAUAAAAUCUUUAUGAAAUACUUUAAUGAGAUAAGAGCUUCUCUCUGUGGUUUGCAUGGCAGUUGUAUUCCGGGUCGAUGAUAGCUUAACAGUGCCUCUGCUGGUUGUGGUGUUACACUCCAUUUUUGCCUCAGGCAUCAACAACUUGAGUAUUUCUCAAUGGUAGAAUUGUUAAUGAUCAAAUAAUGGCUUAAUUUGAGCAUCCAGAAUGUAUACUGUUCUUAGAAGCAUUUAAACCUGUGGAUUGGGCGAGCAACACAUUCAAAGACUGAUGUCCAUUUACUUACUUUUGUCCUUAAUUGAGUCUUAAUUUAAGAAACUAACCCAAGUCUUGUUUUUUUUUCCAAAUGUAGCUCAGCUCUGGCUCAGAAGAAUUUAGUAAUGUUUUAUACAAAAGUAAUGCACUGUAAUUUGUAGAAAUUGGAUGGUUGUGUUUUUUUAAUGCAUGUAUUGAAAAUCCAUGUCUUAAUCCUCUAACAAUUUUAAUCACAAGGGUUUUUGUAGCGGUAAAUUGGGGAAAAACCCCAGUCUUAUUGUUUUACCUUAUCACUCAAAAACAAAAAACUAAUUGUAAUACUGUAUCACUCAAUUGAAAAUUGACAUCUCUGUGGAGACAAAAAGAAAAAACAGGCUAGAUACAUGCACACUGGAAACUUAAAGGGAUAAUGGACAUGACCCUUGAUCUUGCCAGAAAAUACAGCAGUUGCAGUUAUGAAUGUAAUGUGCAGAGCAGCUUUUUGUGCAAUUUCUUUCUAGAUUCUCAGACAAUGUUGAUAAUUACCAUCAACUCUUAAAGAGUUAUAGCAACAAACACCCCUCCCCCGCCCCCAAAGAAAAACGCAUUGUACCGAAUUGUUU